Molecule: messenger RNA, 829 nt
Organism: Capsella rubella
Lineage: Eukaryota; Viridiplantae; Streptophyta; Magnoliopsida; Brassicales; Brassicaceae
Exons: 4
Coding region: 288-593 (101 amino acids)
Source: RefSeq, a predicted model, not a curated record
CUCUAUUUUUAGCCCUUCACUUGGAUCUCUCUUGGAUAACUCAUUAAAUGACACUAUCCAAUAUACCUCCACAUGUGUAUCUGCGUGUGUAUAUGCAUGUGUAUCUAACUAUCUAUAUUUAGAAGCUUCCUAAUUUUGUCACAGAAAAUAUCUUCAUGUUUUGUUCCUUUCCGCUAUAAAAUCAUAAUAAUUCUCUUCCAUAGUUCUUGGAUUUGUCCCCAAAAUCAAUAGAAGAUCGAAGAAGAAGAAGAAGAACGAUCUUCAAAGGAGUGAUCAAGAGCAAGAUAAUGUGUACUCAUCAUGAUGAAUCACAACACAAACUUCCUUGUCUCCACUGCCAACCACAUACAUACAUCCGCAUGGUUCAACAUCUGAUAGAGAGGUGCAUUCUACUCCGUAUGAAUCGUGAUGAGUGCGUCAAGGCGUUAGACCACCACGCAAGCAUUCUACCACUCGUUACGCUCACCGUAUGGAGAGGACUCCAAAGAGAAAAUAAGGACUUCUUUGAAACGUAUGGCCAUUUCGUCUCUCCUAGGCCCUUCCUAAGCGGACAUGUCCGGAGAUCGCCGAGGUUUGCGCGAAGGAUACAGUGAACUAGUGAAGACUUUGGUAUAGGCUAGAUAAGAUAUUGAUAAAAAAAAAAAAAAAGAUAUUGAUAUAGGAGAUAACGCUUGAACUUUAUAUGUAGACCUAGGCUUAUUUAAAUUUCCCUAUUCCUAAGUUGAAACAUGUAUGCUAUUAUUAUAUGUAGACCUUAUUAUAAAUUUAAACGUUAUACUAUAAGAUUAAACCGAGAAGCAUUAAUUUUCUUGUGUAAACUUUUUUUUAA